AUGACCAACUAUAAUAAUAACAACAACAACUACCAGGGCGGAGGCCACCAGCCGCAGGGCGGCGAGGCCGGCAGCUACUACAACAGCGGCCGCAACGACGGCCCCCAAUACGGCGGCCAGCAACAACAACAACAAUACGGCCAACCCCAGGGUGGCUACGGCGGCCACCAAGGGGGUCCUCCAGACUACAGCUCGGGAGGCAACCAGAACCGUCCCCCGCCAUACGGUGGCCAGGGCGGCCAAGGCUACGGCCAGGACAACAAACCAGACUACCAGCCGCACCCUUCCCAGAACGAGGGCUGGGGCAAUGAGAAGCGUGACGACCGACGGGACGACCGACGAGACGACCAACGAGACGACCGACAGAAUAACUACGGUGGUUCCGGCCCCAACGAGGACGGACCCGACGGCGAGCGAGGCGUCCUGGGUGCCCUUGCCGGUGGAGCUGCCGGAGCCUUUGGCGGCCACAAGCUUGGCGGUAAGGCAACUGGCCACAGCAAGACCAGUGCUGUCGUCGGUGCCCUCGCCGGUGCCUUUGCCGGACACAAGCUGCAGGACGGCGUGUCUGACUGGAAGGACGACCGCGACGACAAGAAGGAGGAGGAGAAGCGGAGGAAGGAAGAGGAGAAGCGCAGAGAGGAGGAGGAGAAGCGACGACGAGACGAGCGACGAGACGACGACCACCACGGACAUCAUGGCGGCCGUCGUAACAGCCGCUCCAGAAGCCGUUCCAGGAGCCGCGACCGUGGUCACCAUGGCGGCGGCGGCGGCAACUUCUCCGCGUCGUCAGAGGACGUGUACCUCGAACACGGACGCAUCCUCAAGGCUCGGUGCCGCGCCGACGGAUCGCUGCGGGACAGCUCCCUCAACCUGGACGACGUCCUGGAGAACGACAACGGCCGCCGCGGCGGCAACUUCAGCGGGUCUGCGCGCGAUGCUCGCCUUCGUGACCAUGGUCGUAGGCUCGAGGCUGAGCUGCGCCGGGACAAUGGUGACUGGGAGAGGGCCGAGAUCAACUUGGACGAGAGGAUUGGCAACAUCAACGGAUCCCUGCGACUCGUCUGA
This is a messenger RNA of Clonostachys solani, 1065 nucleotides long. NCBI's taxonomy places the organism in Eukaryota, Fungi, Ascomycota, Sordariomycetes, Hypocreales, Bionectriaceae. The record is from the annotation of a GenBank genome assembly.